This is a messenger RNA of Drosophila willistoni, 4237 nucleotides long. RefSeq names its product fl(2)d-associated complex component (gene Flacc). Gene Ontology annotation, cellular component: RNA N6-methyladenosine methyltransferase complex. The record is from RefSeq and is a predicted model, not a curated record. The transcript is spliced from 3 exons. Lineage: Eukaryota; Metazoa; Arthropoda; Insecta; Diptera; Drosophilidae. The coding region runs from base 175 to 3897 and encodes 1240 amino acids.
AAUUGAAUUACUAUCUGGCAACAUUGUGUGAAAUCAUUACACUUUGGAGUUAUUUUACAAAACAAUAAAUAAACAAACAACAAUUUGCAGUAAAUAUUUAUACCCCUACGGCAUCAAAAUAAACAAAAAAAGCGUUGCUAGUGAAACUAGGUUUGUGUGAAUUGGGCGCGAAAAAUGGAGAAGAAGGCCAAGGACGCGCUGAGGCGUUAUAAGAAGCCCUCGCGUCCGCAUUCGAGUAGCGAUAGUUCCACGUCUGAUUCUGAUACGGGAAGCAGCUCAUAUAGCAGCACUGAUAGUGAGAUAGGUGGAGGUGCUGGUAGUGGGGGCGGCGGUAGUGGUGGUCCUCCGCAUCAUAGUCAUGCUCAUGGUAUACUCAGUCAUGAUCAGACGCGGCGGUCCAGCGAGCAGCGUCAUAGUCAUCGCAAGAAAAAGAGCUCAAGGCGAGCGGCCAGCUCAUCUGGCGAUGAGCCAGACCGUGAAUCGCAGCAUCAACACCAACAGCAGCAACAUCAUCAUCAUCAGCGCCGGAAACGGGACAAGCGUGAGCAGGCAGUGCAAAAGAAAUUGGUGGCCAAAAGGAAUCAUAUAAAGCGAAAAUUAAAAGAGGCUCGUCUGAAGAAACGGGCAGCAGCUGCUGCCGCUGCCCUAAGUGGUCAUAGUCAUCGUUCUCUGUCGCCCGCCACUCAGGCCAAACUGAAGAAGCUGGCCGAGCGCAAGCAUUUGCGUGCAGCCAGCAAGGAACAGCGGGAAAGGGAAAAACUGCGAGCCGUUCAGCGGGAUCGGGAACGAGAUCAUCAUCGCUUGGGUAGCAGUCGAUCGCCACCAAGCUCAUCGACUACAACCACCACGAAAAUACGCAUUCAUCAGGAUGUGCUGGGCAAGCGGCAGAAAAGUCCAUUGUCCGGAUCAUCGUCGGGACGUCUGCAUCACCAUCAUCCGCAGCUUAUCUCAAGGGAAAAGAUCAUAAUCCAGACACGAACCCGUGGACGAACACCCUCGCUAGAGCGGGAACGAGAAAGAGAACGAGAGAGGGAGCAGCGCGAACGUGAAAGAGAGCAGCGUGAACGAGAACGGGAACGGCAUCAGCAUCAACAGCAUCAUCAUCACCACGAUCUAACGCUGCGUGAACGAGAUCGUCGCGAUCGUGAGCGAGAGCGAGCCGAACGGGAAGCGGCCAGGGAUAAAGAGCGGGCCGAGGCAUUGGCCCGCUGUCAGGAACGUCAGCGAGAACGCGAGCGUUUGGCCCGCGAAAAGCUGCGGCGGCAGGACGAGGAUGACAAACGUGGCUGCAUCACUGGUGCUCCUGGGCGAGAUCAGACCGAUAUGCCACCGUAUGGCAGUCGCGAACGCUCCCUUGAUCGGGCCGGUGCUGAUGGCCGCAAUGGACGUGGCGCCAAACGAGUGGAUCUACUCGAUCCCUAUGAAAGGGAACGGGAUCGCGAACAUGACUACAUUGAAGAACGUCAUGGCCAGCUUAUAGACGACAUGCGACGCUAUGGCGGGCAUCGACGUGGUCGUGAGCUAAGUCCAUUGGUGGCCGAGCAUUAUGCACCCCGAAUGCAUAAUCCUCGCGAAAUGUAUUCCGAGGAAGAGCGUGAACGGGCUUAUAAACGUGCAUAUUUGGAUGCCCGUUACUCAUCUCGGGAACGAGAUGCUUGGCUAGAUGCACGUGAUCUGACAGAACGUGAACUCCAGGGACGCGACUAUCGUGACCUCGAGUCGGAAGACCCUCUCUAUGCAGAUGAGCGCGAGCGAAUUCUACGCGAACGGGAAAGGGAGCGAGAGCGCGAGCGAGAACGAGAACGCCAAUUGGGCUCUGGUGGUAGUGGCGGAGGUCGUGCCGGCGGCGGUGGCAAAUAUCGUGCCGAGUGGGAUCGCGAAUGGGAUGAAGAUGGCGUUGGUGGUGCUGGUGGUAGUGGUGUUGGUGGUCCGGGUGCCACUGGGACGCCUGGUCGUGCUAGUGGCUUUGUGGGUGGACCGAAACGUGGCACUAUUGCCGGUAAGCCCCCAUCUCAGCAGGCACAGCAACAACAGCAGCAGCAGCAUCAUUCGGCCUCCGAACCAGAUUGGGAUGCCGAUGAACGGGACCAGAGAGAUCGAGAGCCAGAGGAAAGACCAGAAACUGGUGGUGUCGCCGGCGGCGGUGGUGGUGGUACCGGUGUUGUUAAGCAAGAGCCCGCCUGGGUGGAGCAUGACCAGCGGGAUAAGCCUCGCACCUGGGGUGCAACACAAUCCGCACAGUCAGGUCAAGGCGAUUGGCGUGACACUGACACGAGCAAUGGGCGUGGCAAUGCUGUUGGCAAUGACCAUGCUGCAUCCUCAUCGCCGCAUCAUCAUCAUUUGCAUGGCCGUGGGGAUCGCCAGCCCCCUGGCGGAGGUGGAGGAGGUCGUGGCUUCCGACGUGCUGGCGGUGUACAUGAGCAUGGAGAACGAGUGGGCGGUGGUGGCUAUAGAUCGCAUCCGCCACCCUUAAUGACACUGCCGGUGCAGCCACCAGGUGGAUAUCAUGGCGGCGGUGGUGGUGUCAACUCUCGAGGAUUUCCCCAUAAACGCAUGCCCUACACAGGCGGCGGUGUUGUGUCAUCCGGCGGUGGUUCAUCGCCAUUUCUCAAAAAGCAUCCACAUAUCGCACCAUUGGCCACUGGCAAUGCAUCGGGCAGUGUCAGUGGCUCCUCUGUCACUGGAACAGGUAACUCUGGGUCAUCGGUCGCUGGCAAUCCAUCGCCGCUGUUGACCACACCAUUGGGCAAACCACAUGCUGGAGCCCAGGCCAGCGCUGUGGCUGCUGCCACCACAGCUGUUGCCGCUGCCAAGGCAGCUGCCCAGAGUGCCGCCAAUGCUACCACAAAUCCUGGGAUUUUAGCUCAAGUUAGUAGCAUUAAAUUAACUCACAUUAAACAGGAGCAAGAUGGCUCUGAGGAUUCCGCAUUGGAUACACCAACAACACCAGUUGCAUCGGCCGCUGGCGCCAUCGAAGAAUCGUCCUCGUCGACGUCGCCGGCACAAGCAAUGCGUCCACUGAAACUGGAGACCAAUAUUACCACAAACACUUCCAAUGGAGAAUUGAGCGAGAUUAGCGACAGCGAUGAUGAUAUACUCAAUAAAACGGAUAAGGUCCGUCCGUCCAUCAAAACCGAAUUACAGGAGGCGGAUAAUGAAUUGCCGAGUACUCAGGAACUAUCCACCGAAUCGCUAUCCAACGGCGAGGAGAUUAAAACUGAAUCCAACAAUCAGCCUCAAGUAAAUGGAACAAGUGUCAGUGUGAAGACCGAGGAGAUGGAUGUAGUUCUUGAUUUCGAGGAAAUUUCCGAUGGUGAACUCGAGGAGGAUGCACGUCAUAAGGGUAUCGGCGAUGCUUUGGGUGUCGACUGGCAGGGAUUGAUUGCCGAGACCCGACAACAGGCCGCCCAGCAGCAGAGUGUGGAGCGGAACACCUCGGCCAAGCAGCGUUGGCAACCGCAUCGCCUAUUCCUCGACAUGGGUCUUUCAUUUAAAAUGGCUGGCGCGGAAUAUGCCCAGAAUAUCAUCCGAGAUGCCCAAGAGCAAUUGGAACGCGAAAAGCAGGAGAAACGUAACCUGCAAAAGGAAUCAUCCGGGAGCGAACUGGAACAGAAAGUGGUCAUUUAUCACGAUUACAUGGCUAAUGAUACAGUCGAGCCAUUGGCCUGCGUUCAAAUGGGUUUACGUGGUGCUGCCGCCGAGAGGCAGCGACUCGUCGCCAAUGUCUGUGGUCCGGGCAGUCGUGCGCUAAGUGCUCGCCAGGAUUUGCGUUUGCGACGUCAACUGUGCGGCCUGCCGCCUCGUGAAUGUGAUUUUCCACGUAAUGUGCCUACCGUUGCCGAAGGUGUACGAUCUCUGGCCAUGCAGAUGUUUAAUCGCACCCUAAACGUUCAAUGAGUGACACACAAUUCAGCUAAAGACUGGACAUGGAAAUACAAAUGCAAUCCAAGGAUACAGAAUAAUUAAAAUCGAUGAUGAUGAUGAUGGUUGCAAUAGGCAAUUAGCUCUAACAAAUACCUUAAACAUACAUAUAGAGAAUCCAAUUGAACAUGCAUACUAUAUAAUUUUAUAUUCCAUAUGGUUUUAUUUUAUAUAUACCUAUAUAUACAUAUAUACUGAUUGUAUGUAACAAAUUUAGUUAUAAAUUAAGUUUUGAAAAAAGAAAAUCCAAUUGUAAAUCUGUCUCAAUAUUAAAUGCUUAAUAAAGACAAAUGCCAGCCAGCCAGCCGACUCUUAA